Messenger RNA from Hermetia illucens (black soldier fly), 1586 nucleotides. RefSeq names its product probable histone-lysine N-methyltransferase set-23. The record is from RefSeq and is a predicted model, not a curated record. The transcript is spliced from 3 exons. Gene Ontology annotation, cellular component: nucleus. Lineage: Eukaryota; Metazoa; Arthropoda; Insecta; Diptera; Stratiomyidae. The coding region runs from base 641 to 1555 and encodes 304 amino acids. Gene Ontology annotation, molecular function: protein binding; histone H3K9 methyltransferase activity; zinc ion binding.
GGCUCCCCCACCACGACAAGGUGGUGUCCGAGGGGAGUUCCAACUGAAUACUCAGCACGGAGUAAUCACUAUCUCCCAACGAAGUUUGUAAUUAUGUACGAAAGGCCUCCAUGUUGGGCAUCCGAAAACUGGAAAAGAACGAAAUAUUUUGGUGGUUCAGCUCCAACAGUUUGCCCCGAACCUUCAUUGCGAUCAUAAUUUUGGCGAAAUCUAGGGUGUUUGAACUUAUCGCAGAAUUGAACAUAAUCACUUUCUCGUUAGUUACAGCUAACUUUCAAAUAUCGGCGUGAGAAAUAUACGUGAUUUCGACCAUGGACAAACCUUAUCCAUAUUGAUUUAGUUUAGGAAUAAUUGGCUGAAAAUGUGUUGGAAAACCACAGUUAAUGGAUAAUCGAGUUGGUGGUAAAAAUCUACUAUCAUCGGGGUUUGAAGGUUAAUAUUGUUCUGAAACCCAAAUAAGGUUCACUUUUUUAUACUGCGACUGUAGAACACGAACAUUAUAUUCAGCUGAUAGUGAGCAACUGCCAAUCCAAAAGUUACCAUUCCAAAUUUAGUUAGCCUUUCUUAGAGAUUUGCAUUCGUUAAGUACGCGCGCAAUAAAAAAUACUUUCUUAAGGAAUUCUGGUGAGACUAUUUAAAAAUGCUAUCAUCGCAUGCUGAUCAAGCAAUUGAUGUAUUUCAACGAGGAUCUGCGUGUUAUGUUAAUGACUUAAUUGUGAUUGAUAUUGCUGAUGAUUAUGAGCAUGCAGACUCUUCUGUGGAAUAUGCUUUGGAAAACGUCUUAUAUAAACCCUCAAAGCCAGAUGAGGAUGAAGAUUUCGAAACCCUACAGGAACUGUUCAAUUCUAUCUAUACACAAAACUGCAGUUGCACGGAUUCUCUAUGCGACUCCCCAAGGGUAUGUUCUCAUGGUGGAAACUAUAAAAUAUUGAUAACCUCAAGUGGUCAGAAGCAACUAGUGCUAAACUCCAAUCGACCAUGCCAAGAUCUAAUUUAUGAAUGUUCUGAGAAUUGCAAUUGUUCACCUACUUGCUGCAACAGACUAGUUCAAUAUGGACCACGUAAAGGUCUCGAAAUUAUCGACAUAACUCUCAACAACAUGGAACAAAAAGGACUUAUCACCACUAGGACGAUACCGAAGGGAGCUUUCAUUUGUGAAUAUGCUGGAGAAGUUCUGACGAAAUCCGAAGCGGCAAGACGUCUUUCAAGAAAUAAAGUUAAUAAUAGAAUGAAUUAUAUAAUUUGUCUCAAUGAAACUCCAACAGAAUCUGGUCAAGAUAGAUUGCAAACAUUUAUAGAUCCUACCGAAAAGGGAAAUAUUGGGCGAUAUCUUAACCAUAGCUGUGAUCCCAAUUGUGAAAUAUUAAGUGUACGGGUAGGCGGUCCAAUUCCACGUUUAGGAAUAUUUGCUAAGAAGGACAUUGCAAGUUUAGAUGAAUUAACUUUUCAUUACGGUGGUGGUCGGCGGGAGAGUCAGGAGAAUCAAAACGAUCGCAUUUUUUGUUGCUGUGGAUCUGCAAACUGUGAAAAAUAUUUGCCGAAUUUCGAUUUUUAAAAAUAAAUAUUUAAAAGGAUGGAUUAUCUUA